CGGAAUCCUGGGAUGGGUCUUCCUCCAUUGCAGCCUCUCACUCGAGUUUAGAAGAGUGAGCGGGCUCUAGCGUUUUGGGGGCCUCCGGGGAGUAGCAAAAUCCAACUUAAUUAUUGUGGAUCCACAACAGUUGGCGUGUGCCGAUGGUAUCCGGAUACCCGGACGGUUUAAAACGUGACGCCAGCUGUAUUACAGCCGACAAGGUAACUGGAAGUGAGGAUUUAAAAAGAUGCUGGGCUCUGACAGAGGGGUUGUGGAGGAUUGGCUCUCCCAAUUCAAGACUCUCCCUGAAACUCAGAUAUCCACUUAUGCAGCAACCCUCCACCAGAACAAUACUAUUGUGCCAGCUUUGUACAAGGUCAUCCAGGACCCCAACAAUGAGUUACUGGAACCUGUCUGUCAUCAGCUGUUUGAGUUGUAUCGGAGCUCUGAGGUGAAACUGAAGAGGUUUACGCUACAAUUUUUGCCUGAACUGAUCUGGGGAUAUUUGCGCAUCACAUCAAGCAGAGAGAGACAUUGCAAUGGCUGCAUUGAAGCUUUGCUACUCGGUAUCUACAAUCUGGAGAUAGUAGAUAGAGAUGGAAACAAUAAGGUCCUGUCCUUCACAAUCCCGUCACUGUCCAAGCCAUCAGUAUAUCAUGAGCCUUCAAGCAUAGGCUCAAUGGCCCUGACUGAAGGAGCACUUAGCCAGCACGACCUAAUCCGAGUGGUGUAUAGUGACCUCCACCCACAGAGGGAGAACUUCACAGCACAGAACAGGUUUGAAGUGCUAAGUUUCCUUAUGUUAUGCUAUAAUUCUGCAGUGGUCUGCAUGCCUAAAUCUUCCUACCGCUCCCUCUGCAGUGUGUGCUCAAGGUUAUGCAUUACUGGGUUUCCACGACAACGGCAGAAGAUGUGGAGUGAGACUUGUGGUCGGGUAAUGCUGGACCCAGAGUUUAUGGUGCAGAUGUUGACAGCUGUUUAUCAUACCAUAUACAAUGGAGAGUGGGAGUUGGGCCAGGAGGCACUGGAGGACCUCUUGUACAGGGCACAAUUAGAGCUGUACUCUCAGCCACUGUUGGUGGCUAAUGCAAUGAAGAGCUCAUUGCCUUUUGAUGCUCCCGACAUUUCUAAAGUGGGUUGGAGGUGCCUGCAGGUAGAAGUUACACCAACGGUACCCAGGAUAUCCCGCACUGCCAUCACCACAGCAUCCAUACGAAGGCAUCGCUGGAAGAGAGAAAAUUGUGUUGACCUCACAUUUGAUGCUGAGUCAAGCGACCCCACCUCCCUAAUCUGUGACUCGUCUGAAUUGGCCGGAGAGCGCAAGAGGAAUGGGGAGGGGAUGCCAAAGUCCCCCAGGCACAGCCAGCAGGAACCAGCAUCUAUGGCAACGGCAGAGGAUCUGAAUGCUGCAAGCGGAGGAGAGGAGCCCAUGCACAUCACUGAUGCAGACGAGGGAUUCUCAUCGGGGGCGUCUAGUAGCAGCCAGCCAAGUGGGUCCAAGAGUAGCAGUCUGAAGAAAGGCCCCAGCAACUUGUUAGGCCGGGAUAAAGAUCAGGCAGAGGGCAGUCGCAAGCUCCCGGCAGCCCACUCUGCCACUGAUGGCAUGGAGCUGACUCCUGUGAAGAAGCACCUGCUGACUGCGAGUGGUCCGCCGGUAUCGAAGGCAGGAGCUGUUGGCUUGGUGCGGACGGCCAGCACCUCCUCCACCAGAUCCUACGACCGGGUUAACGGGAGCCAGGCCUUGGACGGGAGCUCCAAUCUGGCUGUCAGUAACACCAACAGGUUUUCGACCAUCAGCCUCCAGGAGGAGAGGCUGGGCCAAGGCAGCGAAGCCAAGGAGCUGCUCUCCCCAGGAGCUCCUCUUACCAAACAAUCCCGAUCACCCAGCUUUAACAUGCAGCUCAUUUCCCAGGUAUAGGCAGUCACUGUCACUGCCUUCCUUACACAAUCAAUACUGUCUGGGAAUCCUUUUUAAAUUCCAUUCUGUGGGAGCUGUCCCCCUGCCCCCUCCUUCCCCCAACUUUCCCUGAUUUCAGCUCUAUAUUUUAUUCCAAGUGAUGAUUAUUGUGCAGAAUAAAGAAACUAUUUUGUACUGGAAGAGCAAUAAAGGAGUCUGUAGGAAGUGGGCUGUGGCGUGCUACAUGACCCCACACACAGUCUGCUCCCUACCUCGUAUUCGGGUGAUGUGCAAUCCAUUGGUACCAGUCCAGACUGAGUAUUGGAACUUGUCCAUUUCUCAGACCUUCCAUGGCAGAUGAUUCUCCAAUGUGCCCAGCUUGCGUGCGCUCUCUCUUUUGCAGCCUGGCACUGACUGUCUCUCCCACAGACUGGCCCAUUUCUUCAGAAUACACUUUGCUGCCUUCAAAAAGGCCCAAACAUUCUUUUGCUUGCUCUUAAAGGAAAGAACAAAGUUUAUAUCACCACAAGCAGGGAACAUCACUAGAGGAGCAGUUUUAUAUUGGAGCAGCCCAGUGAACACAUAGCAACUACAGAGCAUUCUGACUGCAGUUUACUGGAGUGACCUCUGAGCAACUUCACUAAACUUCACCUUUAGGGGGGAAAAAAAAGCUUAAAUAUAAAAAGCUGUUUCCUUGUGAUGUUUCAAUCAAUAUUGAAUUGGAAUGCUUAGCUGUGUCCAGUUAACACAUUACCAGCUUAAAACUUAAAGGGUGGCAGUUUCUCAAAGUAGCCAUUUUCUUUUCCCCAUUGGGUCUGUCUCACAAUGGAUUAAUGGUGCACUGAUGGUUGCAGAGUUGAAACACACUAUUGUUCAUAUUGGAGCAUUAAGCAAAGAGUGACCAUGGGGACCAUUUAGCACUUGUAAAAUGGCAUCAGGAAUGUUACCUUCCUUUUAUUCUGAUUUCUACCUUAGUAUUUAUCACUCUGGCUCAGGUGGCCAGAAUGACUGGUCCCUGGAGCGUGACCUCCCAGGAUCAUUAAUCCCUGGACCACAUCAUUCUCCAAUAAACAUCUGUUGUUUAAUGAGUUCAUGUGGUGUGUAACAAUAGGAACCUUGUCGCUAAACUUUUGCACUCACUUUCAGCACUGGUUACUGAUGCCUACCCCUUAACUUUGUAAGGGUGUGUAUAACUGCACUUGUGCAUUUAACUAUGUGUGUGUGUGUGUGUGUCUCCCUGUUUCUACCUGUACAUCCAUGUCAAGUACUGUGGAUGGUUACUGAUGAGUAGUUUUCACAUGUGUACACAGAUAUCUGCACUAAUGCCCAAGGCUUCUUGAGUGAUGAAUCUGGCUCUGUAUUCAACACAAGCCAGGCCUGGGCCUAUGGCAAUAACUUGAGUCAUCAUUAUGGGCUUUAAGCUGAUUCUUAUUAAAAAGACAGUUGUCUUUCUUUGUGGAUGUCUUGAUGCUUUCAGCUGCUUGAUCAGAUCUUGAUCACCACCUAUGAAUAUCACUCCACCUUUUAGACCUGUUUUGUUGGGAAAAGCCACAGUGGAAGCCUGCAUCUGAAAACAUGUUUUCCUUUUUUUUUUAAUCCAACCUUGGAGUACACAAGGAACAGGGUUCCCUGGGAUCAAAAUACCUUCAGACUAGAGUUUAUCUUUUGGGUUGCAGCUAGUCUUUUUUUUAAAAAUAAAAACCCGAGAAGGGUACAUUAAUCUGAUUUUCUGUACAAGCCUGUAGGGACUAUGGUUCAUUCCUGGGUGACUUGUCUUCUUUGUGUCCUGUCUUUUAGAAUGUUCAGCUGCUGAAAUGUGUUACAAAUGUUGGUUGGCCAUCAAGACCGUAGCAGCUCCCAACCUGAGAAGCCAUGUACACUUGCUCCAUGGUCCAAGAUUAGCCUUCCCUCAUAACCUCUCCUCCAGAAUCUGUAUUCCAUCCUCCUCGUAAAGGAAUGUUUGGGAUCCUUUGAAUGUUAAACCUCACUGCCUCUCCCAACUAAUACACUGCCAGGCCAAUUUGUCUGGCCAAGGAGAGCUCUCCCUGAGCAACUGGGAGAUGCUUUCAGUUUGGAGAUCAGAGUCUGGACAUGUGUGGUGGAAUCUCUGCCUCAGGUCUUUGUUUUAAGGAGAUAAAAUUGGAUUUGAUUGGGCUGCAGCCUAACCAUUAUGGGCACUAUUGGAUCAAUUCUUGAUAUGUGUAGUUUAGCUGUAACUGAUAUUGAGGUAUAAAUUCAAAUAAUUGUUUUGCACAUUUUGAUUUUUACAUUCUGCCAUGGGUGGGUGCAUGAUGGGCUGGGAUCAAGCCACCUUUUUAUGUUCCAAUUUCGUUUCACAAGUGACCAAGGUAAUUAGCCAAGUGAUCUUAAUAACCCAGGGCUCAGUCAGCCCUGAUGCAGUUACAGGAGUUUCUACAGCAAGUGUUCCUGUUUGACUGAGCAACAUGUGUUGAAUUUGGGUUUAAUCUUUCUGGAUCCUUUUAAUAAUGCCCAGCUAUCUUGCCACUUAUGGAGCUGAUGGACCUGUAGGAAUCAAACUAUUCUCUACCAAUUUAAACCGCUGUGUUUGUUUGGUCUUCUGUCCUGGUGCUUGUGAACAGAUAUCAAUAAAAGUAUUUAUUUUGCCCAAAGAAUGUUCAGCUGAAGUGAGAGCAAGUCCAGUGAGGGGUGGAUCUGACCAGUGCCUCUAACUUCAGCUACAUGUGGGAGAGGGGAGACUCCUCAUCCCUCCCAGCUGAUGUGAUGAGUGGUUAGACCUGUACUCGUCACUUUUCAGUAGACUAUGUCCAGACUAGAAUGUUCCUGUGAGAUUCUCAAGGGACGAGGAGCUGUACAUGGGUGGGGUUAAAGGAGCAGAAGUAGAAUCUAGUGGAAAUUCGAGUCUUGCUGAUUGGAUUGGUGCAUGUAAAUCUGUCAUUCUUUGAACAAAAAUCUUUUUUUAAAUUAAAAAAUGAGCUUAUACUGUUAAAGUAAGAUGUGAAUGUGAUAUUGUAAAUACCUGUCAGAUUAAAGAUUUUAAAUGUGUAAAUACAGAUGUAUAAACAUUCAGAUCAGUCUGCAAUGCAGAAAAAUUAUCUAUCUGUAAUCUCAUUUCCUGGAAUAAAUACUGUGCUGU
This is a messenger RNA of Pristis pectinata (smalltooth sawfish), 4994 nucleotides long. RefSeq names its product protein FAM126B-like. Gene Ontology annotation, biological process: protein localization to plasma membrane; phosphatidylinositol phosphate biosynthetic process. Gene Ontology annotation, cellular component: plasma membrane. The record is from RefSeq and is a predicted model, not a curated record. NCBI's taxonomy places the organism in Eukaryota, Metazoa, Chordata, Chondrichthyes, Rhinopristiformes, Pristidae. The transcript is spliced from 12 exons. Bases 230 to 1900 code for a protein of 556 amino acids.